GGGGGUGGAGGGGGAGGGGAGACAACUACCGCAUCGCCGACAAACGUUGAACAAAAUGCAUCUCCGGUUACACCGGUAAUCGGCGGUACGACGGUACCACCGGGUUCUCAACAGCAGCAUCCACCACCGUCACCGCUGAGCGGUUGUUACCUUCUCGUCGUGCUUCCAGAACCUCAUACAGCGCAACACACGGAUCUCAUUUUGAAUCGCCUCGCAAAAGGUUUCCUGUCGUGGGAUAAGGAUAGUUGUCACGUAGAUUUAGAAAAAGAGUUAUCGGCGCUGGUAGCGCAAGCUCCCGAAGGAGAAGAAGCCAGAAACGGCGAACGACUGAUCCAAUACGCCACCGAGAACCUUGUUACGGAGGUUCUCAUUCAUCCGCAAACGAACACGUUGUUACAGUGCAUUCGUAAUCUACUUGCGAGUUUCACGAAACAUCGACACAUUAUACACGCCGGCUACACCUUCGGUGGAAAUGGUUCCUGGAUAUUGCAAGAUGGAACCUUCAGUCUGGCAGACUUUCUGGACGCCUUCAGCGAGCACGAGGUGCAGAGAGUUCUUCGUGCCUACGAAAACAGCGUUACUGUGGACGUUCAUUGCGCCGGUGUCGGUGAAUGGACGACGAAUCGACUCUCGAAAGAAGCUUGCACCAGAUCCUGCAGAGUUCGGGUGAACCCCGACGACGUCCUAACAGCGGGAGUGCCCGCUAUUACGAGUUUCACGAGUUACAUUGGACAGUACCUCGUCGCCCAGACGUUGGACCAGUUGAUGGAGCCGUCCGACGUCGUAGGAAACAUCAGAUUCAGUCAUCCAACAUUGUACGUCUUCCCCGGCGGCCAGGGCGAUGCCGCUCUCUUCGGCAUAAACGGUUUCAACAUGCUGGUGGACGGCGGUUUCGCGCGGAAGGCCUGUUUCUGGGACUUCACCAGACACUUGGACCGCCUCGACGCGGUGCUACUCACCAGAAUAAACAACGGCAACGUGGGAGGCAUGUCUAGCGUUCUUCGAAAGAAGAAGGAGAUGCACGUUUAUCCUCAGAUUGGUCACUUCUUCUGCAAUCUAGUUGAGAGAAGACAAUCCAAUUCGCCGGACGGGGACAAAGAUAUCGAUCCGUUGAUCUUGAAUCUCACCGACAUCGGCCAGCAGAUCGUCGUGGACCUCCGUCACAUCAACCUGAAGGCGCACCCGUGCUACAGGGACCCGGAGCCGAUUAAUCUGUACCACAAAGUGGGCCACGGCACGCUGGACAUGUACGUGUUAAGCCCCAGCAAGGACAGUCGCAAAGUCAGAGAAUUUUUAGCCAAGUGGCACGCGGCGGACUCGAAGCUGUUCGCCGAGUCUCACCGAAAAGACUCGAACAACAUAACGUUCCCGAUCCAGAACCUGGUCUCCAUAUGCGCGCUGCUGGUGUGGCAGCCCGCUAACCCUGAAGACACCAUCACCAGAAUCCUAUUCCCCGGAAGCACACCGCAACACAAGAUCUUCGAGGGCUUCGAACGAUUGAAACACUUGGAGUUCCUAAAGCACCCGGUCUGCUCGGCGAAGAGUCUCUCGCCGUCCGCGUCGUUGGCGACGCUGCGCGACAAGCCGGCGAGACAGAAGUUGGCGCUGACGGAGAAGGAGACGGCGAAGAAGGUGGCGGCGGAGGCGAAGAAAGAGAAGAAGGAGCUAGAAGCGAAAUCGACUCCGACACCGAUUAUACCGACGAAACCUCAAGCCGCGAUGGCGGCGGUGGCGGCGGCGGCGGCGGCCGCGCAGGCUAAAGCGGAGGCGAAGAUGAAGAAGGCGGCGCCGGAGAGCAGGAAACUCGAGGUGGAGGGGAAAGAGACGAAGGAGAGCAAGAAGAUGGAGAAGGAGCUGAAGGAGGCGAAGGAGAGACAAGAGGCCGUGAAGAAAGAGAAGCAGCAAGAGAAGGCGGAGGUGGAACGAUCCGAGAAACGAGACAAGGAUGCAGUGAAAAAGGCUGAGGUCGCAAAACCGGAAGCUCCGAAGGAACCGAAACCCUCGAAGCCGUCGAGGGUGGACACUCGAAGAAAGGACGCUAAGGUUCCCACAAAGCCUGCGAAGAUCGAGGCUCCGAAGGCUAAGCCUGCGGAGAAGAGAGCGAAACCUGAGAAAAAGGAGGUUGCAGGUCCAACCGUGAAGUCGUCACCGACGACGCCUAAGAAGGUGGUGAACGGAGUCGCGACGAAGACGGAGAUGCGAGGAGUCGCGAAAGCAAAACCAGCGCCGGCUUACAAAUCGGUAACCGCACCGCCGGCCAAGAGCACCAAGGACGCGAACAACAGGAAGGUGGUGGAACAGAAGAACAUAGAAAAGUCCGCGAUAAGCGCCGGGGCUGUCACUGCAGCGAAAGCGGCGCCGAUCACGAAGCCGAAACCGAUGGAUCGAAAGGCUAUCAGCCGUCGAGGGAAACCAGUUAGUCCGAGCAAAGCUCGCGUUCCUGGAAGUCCUGCGAAGUCGACUCGCAGUACACCUACUGCUUCCGUCAAGUCUGAUAAGGACGGCGUUGUGCGGAAGGUGAAGGGCGACAGAGGCACCACGGAUUCCUCGACAGUGUCCACGCCUUCUGGAAUCGAACCCGAAGUCGGAACCAGGCUGAUCGAUAAGAGCCUGAUGGAACGCUCGGAGGACGUCUCGUUGGACUCGAUCGAGAGCAAGGUGCUCGCCGAUUUGAAGGAGGAACGAGAGGUUGUUGAGGAGAUCGAGGCGGUUCUCCAGAAAGCGGAGCGCAUUGAAGAGGGCGCGAGGAAGGAGGACCGCUUCGAAGGAGACGACGAGAUUACCGCGGAGGUAACUGAUAAAAAGGAGGAGGACAUUACUGAAGAGGACGUGACCGCCGAGAUCGAGGACGCUCCCAAGAAGGACAGCUUGAGGAAAGGCAGUCAGGAACUGACGGAGGAGGACGAGUAUCUGAUCGUCGAGAAGGAGGAGGUGUACACGGAGGACUCCGCUCAGAGCGGAGACGGUGAACAGAAGCACGUGUUAGAUGAAGCAGAGUCGGAGAAGGCGAAGUUGAUGAAGGACACAGAAACGGCGAAAGAGAAGGGUGCCGAAGAGGAAGUCGAAGAGAAGGAGAAAGACGAGAGUGUGGAAAAGAAAUUAGCGGUAAGAGCAAGAAAGGAUGAGGAGGAGGAGGAAGAAGAAGAAGAGGAGGAAGAGGCAGAGGAGGAAGAGGAAGAAGAAGAAGAGGAAGAGGAGGAGGAAGAGGAAGAAGAGGAAGAGGAGGAGCGCGAGGAAGAAAGAGAAGAAGAAGAAACAGCGGAACCCAUCGAUCUCUCCCCCGACCGCAGAGAACGCUUGGAGGAAGAGAAAGAAGCGAUCGCCGCUUUGGCGACCGAGGCGCAACGUAGGCGCGAGGACACCGAGGACUCCGUCAAGAGGGACAGCGAGGACAUCACCAAAGAGCCGUCCAGUCUGAGCCCCGACAAGCUGGACUCCUUCGAGAAGAAGACCAGCGACACCGACAUGAAACCAGAGGCCGAUCAAAAGGAGCAGAUGCCGGAGAAGCUGGAGGAGUCGCAAGAGCGUAUCUCCACAAUCGAAUCCGGCGCUACGACGACGGCGCCCACCCUGCCGGAGGACGAACGUAUACCUCUGGACGAGAUAAAGGAAGACAUCGACGAGAAACACGUCAUAGAAGACGUGAAGGAGAAAGACGCACCGGCGAAGAAAGAAGAAAUCGCCGCAGCGGUGAGUGCUGUUAGCGCUGUUCCAACAGACGCUGCCUUAGCCAGCGCGACGGCGCCGGUCUCCGUCGGCCCUGCCGUCACUCGCGCCGUUCCGCCAGUCGCCGUUAAACCGGAAGUCCAGCGAUUCGAUGUACGACAGACCGCGCAGAUGAUGCAGCGCGACAUCGUGAAGACACCCGACGAGGUGGCUGACUUGCCAGUUCAUGAAGAAGUCGACCCCAAACUGUACCGAAUGGAGGACUUCGAGAAGGAGAAGGAGGAGAAGGUGUCUCCACCGAUGCAGGAAGUCAAAGAGCCUCCCACUCCACCGAUCAAAGAGCAGAAAGGAAUGUUCAGCUUCUUCGGCAAAGUCGCUGAUAAAUUUGAAAAGGGUAUCGAUAAAUUGACGAAGAAGUCGAAGAAGGAGCAAGACAAGGACGUCGACGACAAGUCUUCUUCGAAGUCCAGUUCACCGAAGGAGGCGAAGGUGCAGGAGAAGACCCUGCUGGAAGAGGUCGACGUGGACAAAAUGUUCCCGAAAGUGGGCAAGCCUGCCGAGAAGGUCGAUCGCGAAGAAGAGGCGAAGGAUCGUAGGAAACCUUCGAUCGUCGAGGAGGCGACGGUCCCGAAAGUCGCGGAGAAAGUCGAGCGCAGGGAAAGUAAACCUAUUUUGGAAACUGAAAAAGUACCCGAACCGAAAGAACCCUCGCCAGUCAAGGAAGUCAAAGACAAAUUGAAGGAAGAGGUCAAGGAGGAGCCAGAAAAGAAGGUCGAAGAACAGAUCCCCAAGGAAGAGGUCGAAGAAGACACCGAGGAGAUACAAGCUCUGUUAGAGGAAGCCUCGAAGAAAUUCAAGACAGUGAAAGACAGCUUGAGAGACUCGCUGGAGUCGCUGGAGGAGAAGAUCGCGGUUGAAGAAACUCCAACCCCAGCCGUGAAGGACACCGUUAAGGACACGUUGGAGGGCGUCGUGGAGAAACUGGAGGCCAUCAAACCACAGAUUGAAAGCGUGCCGGCGGAGAGCAAGGAGCCGGAGAAGGUGAAAUUCGAUAUCGCCAAGGACGAGGCAUUUGAAGCGGAACAUGAAAUUAUAGACACUGAUGUUGCCGAAGUCCCGUUGAAGGACGUGAAGGAGGCGGUGAGGGAUGUUGGAGAGGUCCUCGCGGGAACGGCGGGUAUCGACAUCGAGGAGAGACCUAAGGACGUUAUGGAGAUCGUGAAGAAGGUUGCGCAGGUGUUGAAGGAGGACGACUUCCUGGCGGACGAGAAGCUGUUCGAGGCACCGAAGGAGAAGGAAAAGGAGAAGGAAGCGGAAGAUGAGAAAGCGAAGAAAGAAGAAAAGGUAGAAGAGAAAGAAAAGGUAGAAGAAAAGAUAGUGAAAGAAGAAGAAAAAGAAAUAGACAAGAAACUUGCAGCGAUUGGUAUGCCGACAAAAGUAGGCAUCACCGAAGAAUUCCCUCGUCCCCAAGAAGAAGUCAAAGAGCUCGUCGAAGGCAAACUCAUGGAGCCCAUGGAACCGCAAGAAGAGCCCUGCGUAAAAUUGACAAAACCAGAGAAGCUUGUAUCUCCCCCCGAAAAGAAGGACGAAGAAGACCUGAAGAAGAUCUGCGAAGAAACCUUGAAGAUGGACUUGAAGCUUCCGAGCAAGGCAGUCACAGAAGAGCCUUCAAAGAUAGACGUGAUGGAUGCCGGAAUAGAACUCGUGUGCAAGAAGGAGCAAAUUCCCUUGGACAUAGAAGAAGAGCACGCGGUGAUCAGUUUCGAUCAGAAGAUCUCCCCAGGGAAGGCGGAAAUCGUGACAGUUUCCGCUGGUUCCACUCCCACUUCACCGAAGUUCGUCACCGAUAAAAUUCCAGAGAAGGACGACACGUCUCGUCGAUUGUCGAUUCAGUUACCGGCGGAGAUCAAGGUGAUUGUUGACCGAGCGGGUCGCACGGUGAUAGAAAUUAUCGAGGAGUUAAUUAUCACAAAGAAACGAAUCACUAUUGAGAUCAUUGAGUAUGUGACGAGAAUCAAGCGCGUUUCGCGAGAACGCGUUAUUUACGCGAUCAAGGAGAUUAUUACUAGAAAAGGAUUGGCUGCAAAGGAUGUUGUCGAUGAUGUCGAUGCGUUGAAGAUCGACGAGACGUCGAUAUCGCCGGAGUUGAGAACCGAUUUGGAGGAGUAUAUUAUUGAGCAGUACGUGUCGAAAGGACGACGCGUGAUCACUAUUGAAAUUAUCGAGGAGAUAUGCAAGAAGACGGUGAUUCCACGAGUCAUCGUCAUUCGAAUAAUCAGAGAAAUAAUCGUGAGCAAAUCUAUUGAUAUUACCAUGGACGAAUCAGUGUCAUCGGAAGUGGAAGCCAAGGCAGAACCUGCGAAAGAACCUGUGAAAGAACCUGUGAAAGAACCUGCGAAAGAACAGGCACCGAAGACACCCGAGAAGGAGGAAGAGGAGGAAAUAGAAGUGGAGGCGGAAGUAGAGGAAGACGGUUUCGUCCGCAUCGAAAGUAGAAGAGUAUCAAAAGACAAGAUAUCCCCACCCGAGAAACCUUCAGAAGCAAUGAAACUCGAACCAACAGCCGAGAAGAAGGCGGACCAAGAAAAAGAAGACGACUUCGAAGCCGUCGAACAGGAAUACAAAGUCGGCGACGUGAUCGUGUCAGACAAGUUGGAACCCAGAGAGGAGGCGGAAGAAGCGGAGGAGGCUGGCAGCGAUGUGGUCGAGGCUGACGAGAAGUUUGUGCACGAGACGAAAGAGAAGGAGAAGAAGGAUGUGCCAUUUGAAAAGAUCGAACGCGAGGAGGUCGCGAAAGAGGAAGUGACGGAAGCAGGCGAGAGUUUGGACACAGUCGAGAAGUACUUGGACGAGGCUAAAGAGAAGGUGGAGGAAACUGUUAGUAAAGUGGAAGUGAAACCGGUGGCGGAAGAGAAAGAUGUGAAAGAAGUGGAAAAGUUGUCGAAGACGGAAGAGGUCAAAUUUGAGAAGGAAGUUGAGAAGGAGCGAGAGGUGUCUCCUGCGAAGGAAGAGGCGAAAGUGGAGAAGGAAGAACCGGAGAAAGAAAAGGUGUCCCCUGUGAAGGAAGAGAAAGCGGAGAAGGAAGAACCGGAAAAAGAAAAGGUGUCUCCUGUGAAGGAAGAGAAAGUGGAGAAGGAACCAGAAAAAGAAAAGGAACGAGAGAUAUCUCCUCCGAAGGAAGAGGUAAAAGUCGACAAGAAACCAGAACCGAAAGAAGAAAAGGAGCGAGAGGUAUCUCCUCCAAAAGAAGAGGUAAAAGUCGACAAAAAACCAGAACCGGAAAAAGAAAAGGAGGUGUCUCCUGCGAAGGAGGAGCCGUCUGAAGCGAUUAAGAAAUUGUCACUCGAACAGCUCCCCGCAAUACAAAAAGAACCAGAGAAAGAAAAAGAAGAGAAAGUGUCACCACUCGAUGCAAAAGACAAAGUGGUCGAGCCAGUUGACCACAAACCGAAAGAAGAAAAAGAGGAACCUGUCGCUGACAAGAUGGAACAAAUCGAAGCUGAUUUGAAGAAGUCGCCGGUGCAAGAAGUUAAGGAAGAAGAGAAGAAGGUUGAAGAAGACUCUGGAUUCGUUCGACGAAUGCUGGUGACCGCCAGCAGCGAAGAUGGCGGAGCAGAAACUGAAAUCUGCUCGACUGACGCUGUCGCAAUAAAAUCCGUCACGCCGGACGAUUCUCUGAGAGACACGUCGAUAAAAUCGACCCCUGACAAGGAUUCUCUAGUCACGGACAAGGAUUCUCUGCGUUCGGGAACAAGCAGCCCGGAGAAGGACAGCAUCUCCGAGAAAUCGCCGGAAGUGAAAGAUGUAGGGAAGGUAACCCCGGAGGAUAGCCUCGAGAAGUCGCCGGUCGAUCGACUCGACUCCGGCUCGCAGGAUCUUGAAGACAGUUUGGAGAAAGCGGUGACUGAGAAGCGAAAGGAAAGCAUUUCUGUUGAGAAAUUGUCUAAGACGCCGGAAGAGAAGGAAGCGAAGAUCGACGAAGAAAAAGUAAUCGAGGCGAUCGAAAAACAAAUUGAAGCGCAUCCUGAGAAGAAGACGCUGGAUAUUACGGCGGCUAAGUCACCAGAAUCGAUUAGGUCGGAAGACGUUUCGCCCGCGGAGACCAUCUUUGAGAAGUCGCCGACGGAGAAGCGGGAAAGUAUACAGAUUUUGGACGCGAUCAAAGACAUGGAACCGGCGGACGCCAUUGUUUCGGCGAAGGAAGAAGCUAAGGUCGAGGCACCGAAGCCUCUUUCCAAAGAAGAAGCUGAAAAAGCAAAGACUCCUGAAGAAAAAGCAAAGACUCCUGAAGAGAAAGCAAAAUCUCCUGAAGAGAAAGCAAAAUCUCCUGAAGAGAAAGCAAAGACUCCUGAAGAAAAAGUGAAAACUCCCGAAGAAAAAGCAAAGACUCCUGAAGAGAAAGAAAAGACUCCUGAAGAGAAAGUAAAAACACCUGAAGAAAAAGUGAAAAUUGAAGAGAAAGAAGAGAAGGUUACACCACGUGAGAAGAGUCCUGAAUCUCCCAAAGAGAAAGAAAUAACAAAAGAAGAAAAAGAAGAAAAGGAAGUAUCUGUAGACCGUAAAUUAUCUGUCGCAGAUGUAGCUGUCGACGAAGCCAAGAAGUCUCCUUCUCCCGUUUCGGCAGAAGAUAAAAUCUCGAAAGAAGAGAAAGCAGAAGAGAUCAAGGAAGAGCGACGUGAGUCGGUUGCCGAACGACCAGUCACCGUGGAACUCGACAAAGAAAAGAAGACUGAAGUUGCAGAUUUAGCAAAGGAAGCCGAGGACAAACCUGAAGUAACCGAAAUAGAAAGGAAGAAAUCGGUCGAUCAAAAAUCUCCGAUCUUGACAGUUAAAGAACCUGAAGUUAGCAAACCAACCACUGUCAUUGAAGGAGAGCCAUUCAAAGAGGAAGCGAGCGAGAAAUCAAGUCCAGCGAGUAUAACAAGCGUCCGCGACGAGGACUCGAGACGAUCGAUAUCCACAGAUCGUUCGAAGUCUCCGAGCAUCGCCAGCGAGGCGGACUUGAAGGAAGCGACCGAGAAAUCGGUAUCCCCUGAAGCGACACGUGCCUCUAUUAGCCCUGCCGAGUCGAAAGGAUCGCUAUCGCCUACAGAGAAGGCCGACUUGAAAGACGUUCAGGAGAAGGAACCCAGUCUUCCAGAGGAGCCAAAAGAUCGAAAGCUCGAUCAGGAGCAGAAGGAGAAAUCGCCCAGUGUGGCGGAGAAAGAGAAGGAUCGUUCUCCGAGCAUCGCCAGCGAGAUUGCUGACGCGAAGGAACUCGAAGAGAAGUCUAGAUCUCCCAGCGUGACGAGUGUACCUGACUCGAAGGAACGUUCGAAGUCUCCGAGCGUGGAAGCGGAGGCGAAGGAUGUCAAAGAGGAAAUUAAAGAGGAAUCCAGAAGGGUCAGUGUUGCGAGUGUGACUGCAGAGAAGGAAGGUUCGAAAUCGCCUACCAUUUCGGGAGAAGCAGAAGAAGUUAAAGAAAAAUCGAGGUCACCCAGCCUGGAGGCGAAAGAACCGUCGAAAUCUCCGAGCAUUGAGAAGAUGGACGAGAAGAAGAUCGAUGACUCUAAAAUCCCCGACACAAAAUUAGCUACAGAACCGAUCGAUCAGAAAGAAGCGAAAGUACCGGAAGUACCUGCUAGUGAGAAAGAAGCGAAAGUACCGGAAGUACCUGUUAGCGAGAAAGAAGCUGCAGAGAAAUCGAAAUCGCCAAGUAUCUCGGAAGAAUUAGCAGACGCGAAGGCUACCGAAAAAUCCAGAUCUCCCAGUAUAACAAAAGAGGCAGACGCGAAAGCUGUCGAAAAAUCAAGAUCUCCAAGUAUAACAAAAGAGGAGCCAUCUCCCGAAGUUGACACCAAAGAGAAGGAUCGAUCGCCGAGCAUCGCUGGCGAGACGAUCGACGCAAAGGAACUGGAUGUACAGAAGUCGAGAUCUCCCAGCGUAAGUGCCCCCACAGAAAUAGAAUCUAAGGAGGCAGACGCAAAAAUAGACAGAUCCCGAACUCCGAGUGUGGCGAGCAUCCCUGCGGAAGCGAAGGAGGUUGUAUCGAAAUCACCGAGCGUCACCGAAGAAGAGAUGAAAGUCGACAAAUCGAGAUCGCCGAGUGUAGCGAGCGUUCCUGAACCUAAAGAGUCAAAACCGCCAAGCAUCGCAGGCGAGCCGAUCGAUUUGAAGGACGUCAAAGAAAAAUCCAGGUCUCCCACAGGUAGUCCCGAAGAACCGAAAGAAAAGGGCGUAUCACCGCCGAGUAUUUCGGAAGAGGAGAAAGUAUCGGACAAGUCCAGAUCCCCUAGCGUGGUCGAAUCGAAAGACGCAAAGUCGCCGAGCAUCGCGGGAGAAGCGAUCGAUGCGAAGGAGCUGGACAAGAUGGAGGAGAAAUCUAGGUCUUCCAGCGUUACGAGCGUGCCCGGAGAGAAAGAGCCGGAUCGUUCGAAAUCGCCGAGUGUUCCAGAAGAGCCUACCGGUGAAAAGGUAACUGAUCAGCCCGCCGUAACAGAACCUGCCAAAGAGGGCUCGAAAUCGCCGACUGAAUCGAUCGAGUCGCAAGUUCCAGACAAGGUGGAGAAGCCUCCGAGUGUUCCCGAACAGAAGGAUCGUUCGAAAUCCGCUAGCCCGACGGAAGAGAAAGACAUCAAAGUCGAAACUAAAGAAGCUAAAGAAGGCUCGAAGUCGCCGAGCAUUCCUGAAGAAGACAAAUCCAGAUCUCCGAGUCUGGCGAAGGAAGGUUCAAAGUCACCGACCGAUGACGCCGAUAAAAUGAAAGACAAGGUGGAGGAAAAAUCAAGGUCUCCCAGCAUAACCAGUGUUCCCAGCGAAACGAAGGAAGUGGAUCGUUCGAAAUCCCCAAGUAUUGCUGGAGAGGUGGCGGUCGAAGAACUGAAAGACAAGUCUCGAUCGCCGAGUAUCGUGAGCGAACCUAAAGAGUCCAAAGAAGGUUCUCCGAGUAUUGAAGCCGAAAAAAUCGACGCGAAAGAUCAAAAGAAACCAGCGGAACUAGAGAAGUCUAGGUCACCCAGUGAACCGAAAGACGUCGUUUCUGAUAAAUCCAGAUCGCCGAGCGUUCCCACAGAACCGAAGGAAGAGAGCGGUUCGAAAUCUCCGAGUGCCGCGGGAGAGGCGGUCGACUUGAAGGCCGUUGAAGCGGCGGAGAAAUCCAGAUCGCCGAGCGUAGUGAGCGCACCCGCGAUCGAGCCUAAAGAUUCGAAGUCGCCGAGCAUCGCCGGCGAACCGACUGAUUUGAAAGACGUCGAAGUUAAACCGGAAGAAAAAUCCAGGUCCCCAAGUAUUGUCAGUGAGCCGAAAGUUGAGAAGUCGCCUAUUUCAGAUCUUGCUGAGGCAAAGAUUGACAAAUCCAGAUCGCCGAGCGUGACGGGCGCUCCUGAACCCAAAGAAUCGAAAUCGCCGAGUGUCGAACCGAUCGAUCUGAAAGAUGUUGAAGUUAAACCGGAGAAGUCCAGAUCACCAAGCGUAGCAAGUGCUGCCGAACCUAAAGAUUCAAAGUCACCGGCUGAACCGACUGAUUUGAAGGACGUAGAAGUGAAGGUGGAAAAAUCGAGAUCUCCCAGUGUGACGAGCGUUCCGGACUCGAAGGAGUAUGCAAAGUCACCGAGUAUUACAGAAGAACCUGUAGAUCUGAAGGACAAGUCAAGAUCGCCAAGCGUUGCUAGUAUACCUGCGGUUGAGGCUAAAGAGAAGUCGCCGAGUGUUGCUAGCGAAGUAGCUGACUUGAAGGAAGUUGAAGCUAAAGCCGAAGAAAAGUCGAGAUCGCCAAGUAUAUCGAGUGUAACGACGGAGGCAAAAGAAAAGUCGCCGAGCGUGGAACCAGCAGAUUUGAAGGACUUUUCGAUUAAACCGGAAGAGAAAUCCAGAUCGCCGAGCAUAACAGAACCCAAGGACUCGAAAUCACCGAGUGAACCUACUGAUCUUGAUAUUAAGACAGUUGAAAAGUCCAGAUCGCCCAGCAUAGCAAGCACAGCUCCCGAACCUAAAGAAUCGAAGUCGCCAAGCAUCGAACCGAUCGAUCUGAAGGACGUUGAAGUUAAACCGGAGGAGAAGUCCAGAUCACCGAGCGUGGCAAGUGCUCCAGAACCUAAAGACUCGAAGUCACCGAGUGUAGAACCAGCUGACUUGAAGGAACUUGAAAUUAAACCGGAUGAGAAGUCCAGAUCGCCGAGUAUUGCACCCUCAGAGCCUAAAGAUUCAAAGUCACCCAGCAUUGCUGGUGAACCGACAGACUUGAAGGAUGUCGAAAUGAAAGACAAAUCGAGAUCUCCAAGUAUACCGAGUGCACCAGUAUCUGAGGUUAAAGAAAAAUCACCGAGUAUCGCUGGCGAACUAACAGAUUUGAAGGACGUUGAAGUUAAACCAGAGGAGAAGAGCAGAUCUCCAAGCAUAGCUCCUGCGGAGGCUAAAGAUUCAAAGUCCCCGAGCGUCGAACCAGUUGACUUGAAGGACGUUGAGGCUAAAGUGGACGAAAAAUCGAGGUCACCGAGCAUAGCGAGCACAACUGCAGCUGAACCUAAAGAUUCAAAGUCACCAAGUGUGGCUGGAGAACCGAUUGAUUUGAAAGACGUUGAAGUUAAGGCAGAAGAGAAGUCUAAAUCACCGAGCGUUGCUGGCGAGCCAGUCGAUUUGAAGGAAGUCGAAAAACCAGAUGAAAAAUCCAGAUCGCCCAGCAUAGCUCCUGCAGUCGAAUCCAAAGAUUCUAAAUCGCCAAGUGUUGCUGGCGAACCGAUCGACUUGAAGGAUGUCGAAAGCAAAGUAGAAAAAUCGAGAUCACCUAGCAUAGCUAGUGCUCCUGCGGUCGAAUCCAAAGAUUCAAAGUCACCUAGUGUAGCUGGUGAAUCUGUUGACUUGAAAGAUGUUGAAGUUAAAGAAGGAGAGAAGUCUAGAUCACCUAGCAUACCCAGCGGACCUGCAGAAACGAAGGAAUCGAAAUCUCCAAGUAUUGCUGGGGAACCAGUUGACUUGAAGGAUGUUGAAGCUAAAGGUGAGAAGUCGAGAUCGCCUAGUAUACCUAGCGGACCUGCGGAUGCUAAAGAAUCUAAGUCACCAAGUGUCGCUGGUGAAGCUAUUGACUUGAAGGAUGUGGAAGUUAAAGAAGGGGAGAAGUCGAGAUCGCCUAGUAUACCUAGUGGACCUGCAGAAGCUAAAGAAUCUAAAUCGCCGAGUAUAGCUGGCGAACCAACUGAUUUGAAGGAUGUGGAGGUUAAGGAAGGCGAGAAGUCUAGAUCGCCUAGUAUACCCAGCGGUCCUGCAGAGGUUAAGGAAUCCAAAUCUCCAAGUGUUGCUGGAGAACCAAUAGACUUGAAGGAUGUAGACGUUAAGGAAGGAGAGAAGUCCAGAUCACCUAGUAUACCCAGUGGACCUGCAGAUGCUAAAUCCAAAUCGCCAAGUGUCGCUGGCGAACCAAUAGACUUGAAAGACGUUGAAGUAAAAGAAGGUGAGAAGUCAAGAUCACCUAGCAUACCCAGCGGACCCGCAGAAGCUAAAGAAUCCAAAUCUCCAAGUAUCGCUGGAGAACCAACUGACUUGAAAGACGUUGAAGUAAAAGAAGAAGAGAAGUCCAGAUCUCCUAGUAUACCUAGCGGACCCGCAGUCGAAUCCAAAGACUCCAAGUCUCCAAGUAUCGCUGGAGAACCAACCGACCUAAAAGACCUAGAUAUCAAAACAAUUGAAAAGUCCAGAUCGCCCAGUAUAACGAGUGCUCCUCCAGAGCCAAAGGGUUCUAAAUCACCGAGCCCUCCUGUCGAAGAUCUGAAGGAGCCCGAAAUUAAACCGGAAGAAAAAUCUCGGUCACCCAGCAUAGCAAGCGCUCCUGUGGUAGAAUCUAAAGACUCGAAGUCCCCUAGCGUAACGAGUGAACCAACCGACUUGAAAGAUGUCGAAGCUAAGUCAGAAAAAUCAAGGUCUCCUAGUGUCACCGGAGAAACGAAAGAAGCGGUGGAGCAUUCGAAAUCACCUAGCAUUUCGGGAGAGUCUGUUGACUUGAAGGCGGUGGAGAAAUCUAGAUCUCCCAGUAUUACUGAGCCUAAAGAUUCGAAAAGACCGAGCGUUGCCGGUGAACCAACUGACUUGAAGGACCUAGAAAUUAAACCGGACGAGAAAUCCAGAUCGCCGAGUGUGACGAGUACUCUUGGAGAUGCGAAGGAAGCGGAUCGUUCUAAAUCCCCGAGUAUCGCGGGAGAUGAAGCGAAAGCAGAAGACAAGUCGAGAUCUCCGAGCGUAGUAAGCACUGCAACCGAGCCUAAGGACAAGUCGCCAAGCAUCGCUGGUGAACCGACUGAUUUGAAGGACGUAGAAGUCAAAGACGAGAAGUCGAAAUCCCCCAGCGUUGCCAGUGAACCCGCCGAUUUGAAGGAAGUUGAAAAAUCAGAGAAGUCACGAUCUCCCAGUAUAACAAGCACUGUAGAUUCAAAGGAGCCUGAACUUGCAAAAUCACCAAGUAUUCCAGAAGUUGACACGAAAGCGGACAAAUCCAGGUCCCCGAGUAUACCGAGUGCCGCAGUUGAGUCCAAAGAUUCCAAGUCACCGAGCGUUGCUAGCGAACCUACUGACUUGAAGGAUCUCGACAAACCUGACGAAAAAUCCAGAUCACCGAGCGUAGCAAGCGCUCCCGAGCCUAAAGAUUCAAAAUCACCGAGUGUUGAACCGAAAGACUUGAAGCUUGAUGUUAAAGCUGACGAGAAAUCUAGAUCUCCUAGUUUGACGAGCGUUGCAGACUCAAAGGAGGAGCAUUCUAAGUCGCCGAGUAUUGCAGGGGAACCUGUGGAUAUGAAGGCGGAGAAGUCCAAGUCGCCGAGUGUUGCUGGCGAAGUACCUGACUUGAAGGAAGUUGAAAGUAAAGUGGAAGACAAGUCUAGAUCACCGAGCAUAACAGCUGAAUCUAAAGACUCGAAGGCGCCGAGUGUUGCUGGUGAGCCGACUGAUCUGAAGGAUCUCGAUGUUAAGGCAGAUGAGAAGUCCAGAUCACCGAGUAUAGCAGCUGAGACUAAGGAUUCGAAGUCUCCUAGUGUUGCUGGAGAACCGACUGAUCUGAAGGAUCUCGAUGUUAAAGCAGACGAGAAGUCCAGAUCACCCAGCAUAGGAGCUGAGACUAAAGACUCUAAAUCACCAAGUGUUGCGGGAGAACCAACUGAUCUGAAGGAUCUCGAUGUUAAGGCAGACGAGAAGUCCAGAUCUCCCAGCAUAGCAGCUGAAUCUAAAGACUCGAAGGUGCCGAGUGUUACUAGUGAACCAGCUGAUCUGAAGGAUGUCGAUGUUAAGGCAGACGAGAAGUCCAGAUCACCCAGCAUAGCAGCUGAACCUAAAAACUCCAAAUCACCAAGUGUUACUAGUGAACCAAUUGAUCUGAAGGAUCUCGAUGUUAAGGCAGACGAGAAGUCCAGAUCACCCAGCAUAGCAGCUGAAUCUAAAGACUCCAAAACACCGAGUGUUGCGGGAGAACCAACUGAUCUGAAGGAUCUCGAUGUUAAGACUGACGAGAAGUCCAGAUCACCCAGCAUAGCAGCCGAACCCAAAGAUUCGAAAUCACCAAGUAUCGCUGGUGAACCAACCGACCUAAAAGACCUUGAAAAGUCCAGAUCGCCCAGCAUAGCAAGCACAGCCGAACCUAAAGAUUCAAAACCACCAAGUGUUGCUGGAGAACCUAUUGACCUAAAAGAGCUUGAUAUCAAAGCAGUUGAGAAGUCUAGAUCACCCAGCAUAGCAAGUACAGUUGAACCUAAAGAUUCGAAGCCACCGAGUGUCGCUGGAGAACCAACAGAUUUGAAGGACCUCGAAGUUAAAGUUGACGAGAAAUCUAGAUCACCCAGCGUGACAAGUGUUCCUGGGGAAUCUAAGGAACCUACCGACCUUUCGAAAUCACCUAGCAUUUCUGGAGAGGCUGCAGAUACAAAGGUAAUUGACAAAUCUAGAUCUCCCAGCGUUACUGCAGCUGAGAUCAAAGAUUCGAAAUCGCCGAGUAUCGCUGGCGAACCGACAGAUCUGAAGGACGUAGAAGUUAAAGGUGAGAAGUCUAAAUCGCCCAGUAUCGCUGGCGAACCGACAGAUCUGAAGGAUGUGGAAGUUAAAUCAGAGAAGUCUAAAUCGCCGAGUAUCGCUGGCGAACCGACAGAUCUGAAGGACCUCGAUAUUAAGUCUGAAAAAUCCAGAUCACCGAGUAUAGCAAGCGCUCCUGCGACCGAGAAGGAUUCUAAAUCUCCAAGCGCAGAGCCAACCGACUUGAAGGACCUCGAAGUGAAAGAGAAGUCCAGAUCUCCUAGUAUUUCUGCAGACGAUGCGAAAGCCUCUGACAAAUCCAGAUCUCCAAGUAUACCUGCGGUCGAGUCUAAGGAUUCGAAGUCACCAACUGAUUUGAAGGACCUUGAAAUUAAACCUGAAGAAAAAUCCAGAUCUCCAAGUGUAACCAGCACUGCGAUCGAAUCCAAAGAUUCAAAAUCUCCAAGUGUUGAACCCUCCGAAGUAAAGGACCUUGAUGUCAAAACCGAAAAGUCCAGAUCCCCGAGCGUGACUCCCAGUAAAUCAAAGGAAGCAGAUCACUCGAAAUCACCGAGUGAAGCUGUUGACUCGAAAGACAAGUCGAGAACACCUAGCAUCUCCCCAGAGGCGAUCGACUCGAAGGAUAUUGACGCGAAGGCGGUCGAGAAAUCCAGGUCUCCCAGUGUUACUAGUAUCCCGGAGAAAUCUAAGGACGUAGACCGUUCGAAAUCACCUAGUGUUGCCUCUGAGUCUGGCCCGAAAGACGCGAAGACAUCUGACAAAUCUGGAUCCGCCAGUCCGUCGGCCGAGUCAAAAGAAGUCGAGAAAGUAAAAUCACCUACUGUGACAGACGUGCAUAAAGUUACUGAAGUGACUAGUUCUGUCAGCGUAACAACCACCGUUUCAACGGAGUCCAAGGAUCGUUCGAAACCGACGAGUCCUCUGGAAUCCAAGACGACUGAUGUCGUAAAAGAGACCAUCACUAAGGAAGUUGCACAAAAAUUAGAAAAGACAGAAGUUAAAACGGAAGACGCGAAAGUAACAAAAGAAGCAGAGUCGAAAGAAAAAUCCAGAUCUCCAAGCAUAGCAGAAUCCAAAGACCCGAAACUUACGGAUGCCACAGAAAAAGAAAAGAUAGAAGAGAAAUUAAAAGACAAGGAAGACAUAACGAAACUGACAAACGAGAUAGAAAGAUACCUGUUCGAGGAGUACAUCAGCAAAAACAAAUUAAUACAAAUUUCCGUGAUCGAGGAGAUCUGUGAAAUAUUCCUGAUACAAAGAUCCCUGGCGAUCAGCAUCAUCAUCAGCGUGACUCAAGAGAAGGACUUCCUGUCCAGAGACAAAUUCUUAGAGCUCAUCUCCGAGGAGAAGAUGAGUAAAAUGGCGGACGACAAGACGAGUUCGAGAAGCGUCAGUCCCGGUUCGGAACAGAUCGCUUCCGACAAAUCCACUCAGGACAGUCCCACUCGUUCCGAGCCGCACAUCGACGAAGAGAUUUCGAUAUCUGAGGAAAAGAGAACCGAAAUGGAGAAGCUUCUCGAGGAGGAGUACGUCAAGAAGGGUAAGAAGAUCACCGAGGAGAUUCUGGAGGAGAUAAUGAUCCGAACAAGACUACCCCGAUACAUUAUUUUCGAGAUAAUCGAGGAGAUCGUGUGGAAGAGGAAGCUGUCGCGCGAGGCUGUGAUCGACGUGGAGAUCUGUCGAGAAACCGACGACGAGGAGGUAGACUCCGCUGCCGGUUACGAGAGAGACGACGAAGGUUUCCGGCGCGAUAAGUCUUCGGAGUCGCGCUUCGAACGCGUCGAAGAAGCUAAAACUCACGAUUACAAGGUCGAUCAUCCGGUCAGUUACGAGAGCCAGUUCCACAAGGCGUUCGCCGGAGGAAUGACCGAGAUACGCACCACACAUAUUACUACACUCUCAGGUAAAUCCACUCCUGACUUGACCCGAGACGGAACACCGGACUCCACGUCGGAGCCCACCGCCUCCACCGUUGAGAAGGUCGACGAUAAGACGAUCGACGCGAGGAAGUCUGUGGUCGAGUCUCCAGACUCGGACAAGGAGAAGACAACGGUGGAAAUGAAGCCUACGGUUACUGUGUUAAAGGAGAGCAAGAUUGGAGAGACAGAAACAGUUUCCGACGAAACAAAGAAGAGUGAGCGACUGGUCGAGGGCAAGGAUGAAGACGAGUGCGUGGUGAUCAGGAAGACCGUGACACGAGAGGUCUCGGAUCAGGAACCGGAGACGAUUCGCAGGGUCGUCAGACGGGAGAUCGUCGAACACGAGGAGCCUGUGGUGAUUAAAAAGAUCAUCGAACGGGAAAUAAUUGUACCAGAAGAUGAGAUGACCGAUCUGAAGAAGGAGUUGGUAGAAACGAAGGUGACUAGAGUGGAGAUUCCGCAAACGAUCGAGACGAUCACCACGAAGACGAAGAAGAUCGUGGUCACCGAAGAAUUACCGGACGGCGAGACGGUCAAGGUAGAAAUCGGCGAUAAAGGAACCGUCUCCGUCGACGACGAGAUCAAGCGAAUUACAAAGACCGUCAAAGAAGAGAAAGAGGAGACAAAGAGAUCCGAAGAAAAGAAAGACAUUCGAGCCCACGUUUCUGAAAGAUCGACUCCCGAGAAGAAGUCCGACCGCGGUUCCGUCACGGGCACCCCCGAAGGCUUCCGAUCCGGCGAGGUGAUCCGAACGAUUAUCACCACGACGAAGACGGUGUCCGACGACGGAGAGAUCGUGACGACCACCAGAGAGGUCACGGAAACCACCAACGAGAAGGGCGAGACGAUCAUCUUGUCGGAGAAGGUUGACGUGAAGGUGGACGAGUACAUCCCCAGCAAAGAGUCCGUCGAGCAACCAGCAGAGGUGCCGACGACCGCCACACCGACGACGACACCGACCGACGACUCGCUUCUGAAGAAGAGCGACGUGAUCGAGGAAGGGUCGCCGAUCGAGUUCACUGCGGCUGAAAUGAGCAGCAGCGUGUAUGGCCAGCUACCGGUUGUUCCACCGAAACCCGAUGAGUACGCGUUCAAGCGCUUUACUGUCGAGAAGGAGUACGCUGGGGCGUACGAAGCGAAACAUGAAGGCAAGAAGUACGUUGACGAGGCAGAUCUCGAUUUUGAGAAGGCGAUGGAGCGGGAGGAAACGAAGGAGUCACGAAGAUACGCGAACGGCAGUGUUCGAGGAGAGACCUCUGAGACAUCCAGUGACACGCGUAAGGAUUCGAAGAAAGAUCCGCUGGAGGGUUGGGGCAAACCCCUAGGUCUCCCGUCGCCUAAACCACCCCACAAGUUUAAUCUAAGAAACGUAGCGAGUACCAGCAGCAAUUUCGAUCAGCCCCGAACCGAGGAACCAGUCGAUGUCCUCGCCGGCUGGGGUGAACCUCUAGCUUUACCUUCUCCCGCGCCGGUGACCAACGAAAUUUCGAACAAGGCUGCGCCGGGAACUCCGAAAAAAGAGAAGAAGCAGGCUAGAAAAGUAUUAUCCGAGAAUUUAAAGAAUAAGAAGCGCUCGGAGAGUCCUGCGAAGAACGAGAAGAAGAUCAAAGACUCUAAGAACAAGAUCCAGCCGGUGUACGUCGAUCUGACUUACGUUCCCCAUCACGGGAACUCGUACUACGCUUCGUUGGACUUCUUCAAGAGAGUUCGCGCCAGAUAUUACGUGUUCAGCGGCACGGAACCGAGUCGGGAGGUGUAUGAUGCAUUAUUGGAAGCUAAACGAACUUGGGAGGACAAAGAUCUCGAAGUGACGAUGAUACCGACUUACGACACGGACACCUUGGGCUACUGGGUGGCCGAUAACGAAGAGGCGCUCGCCGCGAAUCGCAUCGAUCUCUCCCCUUCGGCUUCGCGUUGCACCAUUAAUCUCCAAGACCACGAGACCAGCUGCAGUGCCUAUAGACUCGAAUUCUAGGGAUUGGCAGCCUGCUCAGCCGUGAUUGUCGAGUUCUGAGCGGAGCCCGAGGCGUAACGCUGUCGCUUUUCGUUUAUGGACUCGAAAUAACCGAGAACAGGUCGCGUUUUACCCGUGCCUAUUGUGAGCGCGACUCCCGACUAUCGACUCCCAAAACUCCACGAUAUCUCAAGGAGAGGUUGAGAAUUUUGUUUUCAAAUUUCAACUUUGAAAUGUUCCUUUCCUUACACGAGAUUCCGAAAACUCGUUCUGUUGGUACUCGAGUAAAUUCGGGUAAAUUCGGAAGAGUUUUCGGAGAGGCCUCUCCUUGAUAUCGUGUACCGGACAAACUUUUUAUACGUCGACGCGAUCGUUGCUUCGAUGCUAUCGUGUGACGAGUAACGUUCAAUGAUCAGCAUCGACUAUGAUCAGGCAAUUAAAAAAUUGACAGAGAAUUCUGCAUUCCUGAAAUUUCAUUCGAGAGAUUAAUUAGAAGUACUGUUAGCCUGAUUCACGGUAAUUGAAGAUCUUUCUCGUUGUAAGUGUCUAUUCGUGUAUAGAUAAACGACUAAUGUAUUUCCGGGUGUGUUAUAGAUAGGUAUUAUCUGUGUCCUAUUCCUAUAACGUAGAGAAUAAAGAGAUUGGUGAGAAGCGAGUCGGGUAUGAAUCGGAAACAACAGAGGAUCGUCGUCGGUACCGUGUACCGUGUUCCGUUUCGAACGUCACAUCCUGUAGCGACGAUAGACGAAUUUAUAGAUCAGACAAUUGAUCGACGCUUUAGCGAGGGAAGCGUGCGACGCAGAGUCGCGUAGCGAGGGCGAACGAACUCGUAAUACGACAUCCAUCCAACGGACAAAGUCCACGUUCGAUAAUUUUAUCGGAGCGAGAAUCUCUGUUCACGAUGCGUCUCGGAGUCCGUCGCGAACAGAGACGAUCGCUCCCGUAACGAAUUCCUUUGUAGAUAUUUUGUAGAAACUCGAUAUUCCAUUUGAAACAAAUGAAAUGUAACUACUCCCGAGAGGCGAGGGAAGCGAACACGAUGCGAAUGCGCGCGCCAUUUUCAAAUCUGACCAAACGAUAAUUGCGCCGGUGAUUCUUGAUUCUCGUCGAGCGAUAACGAUUAUACGGGAUAUAAUUAUCCGAUGUACGGAUACUGGUCUUUCUCGAGAUCUCAUAGAUUCUGAUGAUUCUGACAUUUGCCCUUGAAAUAACGACGAUAACGAAACUUUUCUUUCCGAUGCGUCGACGCACCGCGCCGUUACCGAAGCAGACACCGUCAACUAGUCGACGAUUUACCUUUUUUUCGUACUUACUUUCCGUUACACCGUAACGCGACGAUACGUUGCGUUCAACGGACCACGAUCGCAGGUUCACGUCGCCGAACGACGACGGUGACGAGGUCGACCAUCGCGAUCACGACGACGACGAUGACGUUUGGUAUGACGAUGACGUUGAUGAUGUCGAUGGUGAUAGCGGUAAUACCCCAACGACGAUGAUGACGGUGGUGGUUAUAAUGACAAUGACGACGACGACAACGACGAUGUCAAACGAUGAUUACGGUAACGUUAGUCGGUAACGCGUUUGAUAAUACUCGUAAUCGAAGAAAGUUUUGUACGUUAAGCGUGAUAGAUCGACAAUACAUGCUUGGAUAGAUUAUUUAUUUAUUUAUUUAUUUUAUAGGGAAAAUGAAUCAAAAAUAUCGUCAAUGCUUCUAUGAGCUUCAAAUUUUCAAUUAACGACGACGAUGUUCUAGCGACGAUGAGAAGAAAAUGCUGCGUUGAUUGACUUAUGGCUACUAGCCCUAAUAAAUGCUCUAAUUAGUAUAUAAGUUUUUUAUCGUUCAUUUAUUGUCGCCAGUCGUUUCUCAUACGUGUGCAUAUUACAUUUAUUUAUUUAUUUAUUUAGUUAUUUAUUUACCUUUUUGUUCCUUUUACCGUUUACAUAGUGAACUUAAUUUUGUGGGAAAAAAGUGAUUUUUUUAGAAAAGAUUUGAUCUUUUGAUUUACUUCCAUUUUAUUAUUAUUGCUGUUAGUAUUUUUUAUUCUUACGAUUGUUAUACGCAUCAUCGCUACCACUAAUGUUACUCGAGUAAUCAUCGUAACCAUUGCAACCAUAAUUAAUAUUGUCAUAAUCGUUGUAAUUUUUCUUCAUUUCUAUCAUCGUCAUUAUUGCCAUCACCGCGUGCUAUUAUUAUGGUCAUUAUUAUUAUUGUUAUUGUUAUUAUACUGUUGUUGUUGCUGCCGCCGUCGUUGUUAAUUUUUCGCAUCAGCACCGAUACGAUCAUUAAUAUCGUCACUGUCAUCAUCGAUCGCUGAUCACGACACAGAAACGUUUCUUUGUUCGUGACUGAAACGUCGAGAAAACGUAAACGGUAAAAGGGCAAUGACGAAGCAUACACCUAUGUGUUUACGUAUUAUUUAUUGACAAAUAUAAAUGACCAGCUGUUUAGGUAGGGUAUUAAAAUUAUGAAAUUGAAUUUAAUAGAAGCGAGGGAAGGAAUGAGCGGAGGGCAUUGUCGAUCGAAGCGAACGGCUUGAGCUUGUCGGCAAUUCUGUACGGGAAAUUUCUGUUAAAGAGGGAGAGGAAUAUAAAAGUUAAGAACGAGCUUUCAUUAAAACAGUUUAGAAUAAAUAUGAAGAUGAAAAGAAUAAAAAAAAUAUAUAUAUAUUAUAAAACACACACGUACACGCAUAUACGCUCACGCGUACACGCAUACAUACACAGACAGACAUACGGACAAACACGCGAAUAUAUAAAAUAUAAAUACAUGGGCAAAAGGAAAAAAAAUAGGAAGAAACAUAAUUAUACGGGAAGAGGAGAGUGAAGAAGAACGAGGAAUUACGAAUUAUGAAUCUCAACACCUGUGUACGAACUCCCAGAUCGAUCGAGGUGCUUAACGGGCGUGAGAACGGUGAUACGGUUUCGUUCGACUAUCAGCUUAAUAAAAAAAAGGAGUGAUUUCGAUCACGUGUCAAAAGAUAUCUGCUUCGUACAUAACUUACGUGACUAAGAAAUUACGUACGUGUGUCGCCGGAGAUCAGAUUUUAUUACGAGCGAAACAAGAGAGAGGCGGUGUUCGAUAGAGUUCGUUUACCCCGCGUACGAUUUCGGAUACGUUCUAGUCAGACAGUCUCGUUUCCUAAUGCCGCGCGAUCAUCUAGUCAUUUUCACGGUCGAUCUUCUGCCAUUACGGCGUUACGUGGCAGACGAGAGGCGAUUCAAAUUUUUCACGACUAUAUUUAUCGUACGAAUCGCGGUUCUCACCCCUUCAAGCGUAACGGGGCGUCGCAUUUAUCGAGUAACAAAUUAAAAACUUACUAUGGAGUGUUCAUGGUGCUAUGAUUAUUAUUAUUAUUGUUAUUAUUAUUAUAAUUAUGAUUAUGACGGCAAUUAUCAUUAUAUUAUUAUUACUAUUAUUAUGGUGAUUAUUAUUAUAAUUAUAUUAUUCUUAAUAUUAAUACCAUUAUUAUUAUUAUUAUGACGAUGACAAUGACGAUGACGACGAUGACGGCGAUAAAAUGAUGAUUAUUAUUAUAAUUAUAAUUAUUAUUAUUAUUAUUAUAGAAAUAACAAUGUUAUGCUAUAUGACGAAAAUGAUAAUAUAAUAAAUAUACAUUAUAUCUUAA
Megachile rotundata (alfalfa leafcutting bee) is the source of this 23147-nucleotide messenger RNA. RefSeq lists its product as uncharacterized. Gene Ontology annotation, cellular component: cytosol; microtubule; synapse. The record is from RefSeq and is a predicted model, not a curated record. NCBI's taxonomy places the organism in Eukaryota, Metazoa, Arthropoda, Insecta, Hymenoptera, Megachilidae. Gene Ontology annotation, biological process: dendrite development; microtubule cytoskeleton organization; regulation of microtubule depolymerization. Gene Ontology annotation, molecular function: actin binding; microtubule binding.